AUGCGUGGUAUGCUUCAUAAUUUGAUUCAAAAUAAUGGUAAUAAUCUUAAAAAAUGUCAAAAAGUAUUAUUGCAAACAUGUAAAAAAUAUAAGAAUAAAAAUGAAGGACUUUUUAUUCUUUACAUGAAUCCAAAAGAAACUUGUUUAAUGCUUAAGAAUGAUAUAAAAGUAAAGGGAUACACCGAAAAUGAUUCGAAUUCAAUACAUAAACCAUGUUCUACAUUAGAAGAACGUUGUACUUUUCUAGAAAAUGUAGAACAACUAAAACAUUAUUUUUUGGAAAAAAGAAAAAGAUUUUUUCUCAAGCAAGGAACAAUAAAGGAAAAGAAUCCAUUUAACUAUUCAUGUGUUUUUCUUGAGAAAUCAUGUGAUAUAUUGGUUUCUAAUAUGAUAGAUCAUUAUACUUCACUUAAAGAAAAUAUGGAAACUUGGAAUGUAAUUGAUAAAGUAAAUAAUGAUACAAAGAAAGAGAAUAUUUGUCUAUUAUGGAUGCCAUAUUGUGAUAAGCUUACACCAAAUUGUCAGAAUUUAAUAAAAAAUAAUAAUAAUAAAAAUGGGGUUUGUUUACAAUUAAAAGAUAAAUGCAAGUUAUUCUUUGAAAAAAGAAGAAUGGAAGAGGCAAUAACAUAUCAGUUGAGGGGUAGUUUGUCUACACGUGACGAAUGUAAGAAGGCUCUUGAUGAAUAUUGUCAACGUUCAAAAAAUACAAAUAAUGCUACAACUGCAGGUUUAUGCAAAAAUAUCACCACUAAUGCGAAUAGUCAUCAGAUUAAAGAAGAUUUUUGCGCAAGAAUUAUUGCUCGUGUACUUGAGCAGUGCUCGGAAUUAUUAAAGGAAAUUACAAAAGCAGAUAACUUAGAAAAAAAACGUGAGAAAUUUGAAAAAAUCAAAAAAGAUGCAGAAAAAGCAACGAAAAAUGCUAAAGUUAUUUUAUCAAAAAUUAAAUCAGUAAACAAUGAAUUAAUGGAAAAAAUUAUACUUAAAUUAUCUAAUAAAAAAACAAACACAGUAAUGAAAUCUAAGUAA
Messenger RNA from Pneumocystis jirovecii RU7, 1026 nucleotides. RefSeq lists its product as uncharacterized. Lineage: Eukaryota; Fungi; Ascomycota; Pneumocystomycetes; Pneumocystales; Pneumocystaceae. The coding region runs from base 1 to 1026 and encodes 341 amino acids. The record is from RefSeq and is a predicted model, not a curated record. The transcript is spliced from 4 exons.